Messenger RNA from Sardina pilchardus (European sardine), 4423 nucleotides. RefSeq names its product NACHT, LRR and PYD domains-containing protein 3-like. NCBI's taxonomy places the organism in Eukaryota, Metazoa, Chordata, Actinopteri, Clupeiformes, Clupeidae. Gene Ontology annotation, molecular function: protein binding. Gene Ontology annotation, biological process: intracellular signal transduction. The coding region runs from base 77 to 2944 and encodes 955 amino acids. The transcript is spliced from 11 exons. The record is from RefSeq and is a predicted model, not a curated record.
AACUUCACCGAUCACUUCUCAAAUAUUCUGUUCUUCAUGGUGCUGAUGAGGAAGUGACUGCAGCUCUGCCUCCAAUAUGAGUCAGCAUGGAGCCUCUGCUGGUGGCCAUGGACAUUCAAGGCCAGUGGAUGAGAGGACACACUCCCCUGCACCCAGCUGUGUGUCUAUGAAGAGCGACGACUCCAAGGGUGAGGUCCCCAACUUCGGAGAAGGAGGCAGUCAUCCAGAAGCCAGGCCAGACUCCCCUGCACCCAGCUGUGUGUCCAUGAAGAGUGACGACUCCAAGGGUGAGGUCCCCAACUUCAGAGAGGGAGGCAGUCAUCCUGAUCCUAGCAUCCUACAGGAUGAAAAAACAAUUAAUCCGACCCUCAGCAAGGUCUAUCAUGAAGACCUGUCUACAUUAUUCAAGAAGCUUGAGGAAAAAGUCAUGACCUUCAUGAAGACGGAACUGAAGAGACUCAAGAAGCUCCUGAGUCAUGAUUACCCAGAAUCCCCUUGUGAUGAAGAGGAGGAUGAGGAGGACCAGAGAGAUGCCAGAGAUGGAGCUCUGAAGAUUGCAGUGCACAUCCUGAGGAACAUGAGUCAGGAGAUCCUCGCUCAGCAGCUGGAGAAAUAUGGACUUUUUCCUAGAUGUCAACAAGAACUCAAAAAUAGGCUCGCAAAGAGGUAUCAUAGUGUAUGUGAAGUUAUCCCAAAGCAGGGAAAGUCUACUUCUUUGGAGAAGAUCUACACAGAGCUCUACAUCACAGAAGGGGAAAGUGUAGAGGUGAAUACUGAACAUGAAGUCAGACAGAUUGAGAUGGUAUCCAAGAGACAAGUAACACAGGAGGAAAAAGCAAUCAAAUAUACGGACAUCUUCAAGCCCUUACCUGGACAGGACAAACCCAUCAGAACUGUGCUUACAAAGGGAGUGGCUGGCAUUGGAAAAACAGUCUCUGUGCAGAAGUUCAUUCUGGACUGGACUGAAGGCAAAGCAAAUCAAAAUAUCCAUUUCAUAUUUCCUCUUCCUUUUCGGGAGUUGAACCUGAUGAAAGACAAAAACUUCACCCUUUUGGACUUCAUUCAUCAUUUCUUCACUGAAACAAAAGACUUUGCCUUCUCCAACAAGGACCGAUACAACAUUGCCUUUAUCUUUGAUGGUCUGGAUGAAAGCAGACUUCCUCUGGAUUUCCAGCACAAUGAAUGCAUCUACAGCAUAACAGAAUCUGCCUCUGUGGAUGUCCUUCUCACAAACCUGAUCCAGGGGAAUCUGCUUCCCUCUGCUCUUGUUUGGAUCACCUCCCGACCAGCAGCAGCCAAUCAAAUCCCUCCAGAGUGUGUGAAUCAGGUAACAGAAGUCCGGGGUUUCAGUGACCCACAGAAGGAGGAAUACUUCAGGAAGAAAAUCACAGAAGAGGAGCUGGCAAACAGAAUCAUCACACACCUGAAGUCAUCCCGAAGCCUCUACAUCAUGUGCCACAUUCCAGUCUUCUGUUGGAUGGCAGCCACUGUUCUGGAGAGCAUCAUGACUGAAGCAGAGAGUGGAGAGAUUCCAAACUCUUUGACUCAAAUGUACACACACUUCCUGAUCACACAAUCCAAACAUAGGAGUCAGAAGUAUGAAAACAUGUGGAACCAGAAGACCAUUCAGUCACUGGGGAAACUGGCUUUUCAACAGCUGGAGAAGGGCAAUCUGAUCUUCUAUGAUAAAGACCUGAGAGAGUGUGGCAUAGAUGUCAGACAAGCAUCAGUGUACUCAGGAGUGUGCACUCAGAUCUUCAGAGAGGAGGCUGGGCUGUACCAGGGGAAAGUGUUCUGCUUUGUUCAUCUGAGCAUUCAGGAGUUUCUAGCAGCUCUAUAUGUGUUCCUCACAUUCCAGAACAGAGGGAUCAAUAUACUGGAUCAGCAGCCAAGAGGUGUUUUUUCUUUUCUGAAGACAAAGAAUGAAAACAUCAAUGAGCUAUACAAGACUGCAGUGGAUCUGGCAUUAAACAGUGAGCAUGGACACCUGGAUCUUUUCCUGAGGUUUCUUCUGGGCCUCUCAUUGGAGUCCAAUCAGAAACACUUACAAGACCUGCAGCCAAGGUCAGGAAGCAGCUCAUUACACACAGAGGAAACAGUCAAGUACAUCAAGGAGAAGAUCAGAGAAACCACCACCCCAGAGAGAUGCAUCAACCUGUUCCACUGUCUGAAUGAACUGAAUGACCACUCUCUGGUGGAGGAGGUCCAGGGCUACUUGAGGAAGGACAACAAACCCAGAAAGGAUCUCUCUCUUUCGCAGCUGUCAGCUCUGGCUUUUGUGCUGCUGAUGUCAGAACAGGAACUGGAGGAGUUUAACCUGGAGGAUUAUGGGGGAUGGAGUUCACCUGCCAGAUCAGAUGCAGGUCUGCUGAGGAUGCUGCCAGUGGUCAAAACAUCUAAAAGAGUCAAGCUGAUUAGUUGUUCCCUCACAGUGAAGAGCUGUGCAGCUUUAUCUUCAGCUCUCAGAUCAAACUCUUCCAGUCUGAGACAGCUGCACCUGAGUGACAAUCAUGUGGGAGAUUCAGGAGUGGAGCUGCUUUCUACUGGUCUGGAGCAUCCAAACUGUAGACUGGAGACACUGGAGCUGCAGUGUUGUUCCCUCACAGUGGAGAGCUGUGCAGCUUUAUCUUCAGCUCUCAGAUCAAACUCUUCCAGUCUGAGACAGCUGAACCUGAGUGGCAAUAAUGUGGGAGAUUCAGGAGUGGAGCUGCUUUCUACUGGUCUGGAGCAUCCAAACUGUAGACUGGAGACACUGGAGCUGCGGGUGUGUAAGCUCACAGAGAGGAGCUGUUCAUCUCUAGCUGCAGCUCUCAGAUCAAACCCCUCCAGUCUGAGACAGCUGGACCUGAGAGGAAACACGCUGCAGCAGUCUGGAGUGAAGCUGCUCUCUGCUCUACAGAGAGACCCCACAUAUAAACUGACUGAACUAUGGCAUGGAUGGUAGAGCCAUCAGUCAUCCAUCAGUGUGGUGGAGCACAGCUGCUGCAGAUGCUGCAUCAGUCAUCCAUCAGUGUGAUGGAGCACAGCUGCUGCAGAUGCUGCAUCAGUCAUCCAUCAGUGUGAUGGAGCACAGCUGCUGCAAAUGCUGCAUCAGUCAUCCAUCAGUGUGGUGGAGCACAGCUGCUGCAGAUGCUGCAGUUUCCAGACACUCAGGACCAGAUGAUCCUCCAGCUGCUCCACUCAUCAUGUGGGUCAACUGCUCACUGCUACACUUUAAAGGGGCCGUUUUGUAUUAUAAUAUACUGUAUGUGUAACCUGCGUUGUGUGGAACCACCGCGGUCCAGCCCUGCACACGCCCGGACUCGAACCCGCGAGACAGCAGCACCUCGGAUCGGGAGUCGAGCGCGCUAACAAUCCAGCUAAAAGCCCAGGCUACUAGCUUUCAUGCCAGCAGCGCUCUUGAAGCGUCGGGGAGUGAGGUUUACUAACGUUCCACAGCAUAGCUAACCAGCUAGCACCCGUUACACUCACCCCCCCAAACCUCACUCCCGAUCCGGGUCACGGCACCAAUGUAACCUGCGUUGUGUGGAACCACCGCGGUCCAGCCCUGCACACGCCCGGACUCGAACCCGCGAGACAGCAGCACCUCGGAUCGGGAGUCGAGCGCGCUAACAAUCCAGCUAAAAGCCCAGGCUACUAGCUUUCAUGCCAGCAGCGCUCUUGAAGCGUCGGGGAGUGAGGUUUACUAACGUUCCACAGCAUAGCUAACCAGCUAGCACCCGUUACAUAUGAUCAAUACUUAUGAUGAAACCAAUUAAGUCUGACUUUUUUCCAAUUUGUAGUUAAAAUACAUAACGUUUUUGAAUGUUCUCCUUACUUUUAUGUAGCCAACACCUUUGUUUUCAAGGUUCCAAUUUCAAAAGUCUUGGGUAGAUAAUAGUUCUUACAAGGCUUGAAGACCUUUGAAAAACAUGUUGCUAUUUAUAACUAAUUCCAUUACAUCCACCUGUACUCUCAUAUCAUUAUUGUUGAGAAUAUAACCAUAUGUGCCACUUUUGUUUUUAGUUAGAUAAAAAAAACGUUUAAAAUGUGAAGGUGUAGCAGACUGCCUAACCAGAGUGUCUGAAAGCCCCCCGAGUGUUAAAGGGGCAGUUUUGUUUAAGCAUUAUCGCACAAGUGGGAGUGGUGUUGUUGGCCAAUAUCGCCACGGCUGUGGUUCGCCGCAGGCACGAAGCCGAAGGCUGAGUGCCGUAGGUAACUACAGCCGUGGCGAUAUUGGCCAACAACACCACGACCACGAGUGCGAUAAUGCUUUUAUACAACAGUUCAAUUGCCAACAAAAAAAAAGAUACCCGAGUGCAUUUUUAGGAAGGAUAAUUAUUAUUUGCCAUCGUUUUAUUUAGCCCAGUUCCUCCGCUAUGCAAAGUAGGCCAAAGUGUGUGCUCUGAUUGUAUGUAAUAUGUGAAUAAAAUGUGCUACCCUA